This is a messenger RNA of Salvelinus fontinalis (brook trout), 1728 nucleotides long. Its product is annotated as hyaluronan synthase 1-like. Lineage: Eukaryota; Metazoa; Chordata; Actinopteri; Salmoniformes; Salmonidae. Bases 1 to 1728 code for a protein of 575 amino acids. The transcript is spliced from 4 exons. Gene Ontology annotation, biological process: hyaluronan biosynthetic process; extracellular matrix assembly. The record is from RefSeq and is a predicted model, not a curated record. Gene Ontology annotation, molecular function: hyaluronan synthase activity.
AUGGAACUGAAACUAUUGCUAAGGCAGGUGGGCUCCAUAGUCCGUGCUAUCCUGACAUUCCUCUUUGCCCUGGUGGUGCUGGGGGUGAUGGUGUGGGCCUACGUCCAGGGCUUCCAGCUGGCCACCUCCCCGUACGGCAUCAUCUCCUUCGGCUUCUACGGCCUCCUGCUGGGGCUCCAUGUCCUGUUCCAGAGCCUGUUUGCCUUCGUGGAGCACCGCCGCAUGAGGGCCCGAAGCAAGGCCUGCACCUUCACCAAGACCAUUGGCUUCACUAUCUCAGCCUACCAGGAGGACCCAGAGUACCUGCGCGAGUGCCUCAACUCCAUUCGGGCCCUCAAGUACCCUCCAGAGCUGCUGCAGGUCCUCAUGGUGGUGGAUGGGAACUCGGAGGAUGACAUUUACAUGCUGGAGAUGUUUAGGGAGGUGUUUGCAGACCAGGACCCUGGCUGUUACGUGUGGAGGAAUAACUACCACACGUGGGACCCCACCCAGACCCAGAAGGCGGGCAUCCUUGAGGUGAUAGGCACCGCUGGGGACGCUAGUUAUGGACUGGGAGAGGACCCCCAGAGGAGGGAGGUGGAGGAUCUGAUCAACAGCAGGAGGUGUGUGUGCAUCAUGCAGAAGUGGGGUGGAAAGAGAGAGGUGAUGUACACAGCGUUCAAGGCACUGGGACAGUCGGUGGACUACAUACAGGUGUGUGACUCUGACACCAAGCUAGACCCCCUGGCUACGGUGGAGCUGUGUAAGGUUCUGGAGAGCAACCAGAAGUACGGGGCUGUGGGAGGAGACGUGAUGAUCCUCAACCUCAAGGAGUCCUACAUCAGCUUCAUGAGCAGCCUGCGCUACUGGAUGGCGUUCAACAUUGAGAGGUCCUGCCAGUCCUUCUUCAACUGUGUCUCCUGCAUCAGCGGCCCCCUGGGUCUGUACAGGAAUGACCUCCUCCAGCAGUUCUUAGAGUCCUGGUACAACCAGAAGUUCCUGGGGACUCACUGUACAUUUGGGGAUGACAGACAUCUCACCAACCGCAUGCUCAGCAUGGGCUAUGCCACCAAAUACACGGCCCGCUCCAAGUGCUACACGGAGACGCCAGGCCAGUUCCUCCGGUGGCUCAACCAGCAGACACGCUGGACCAAGUCUUACUUUCGCGAGUGGCUCUACAACGCCAUGUGGUGGCACAAGCACCACCUGUGGAUGACCUACGAGUCCAUCGUCUCUGGUGUCUUCCCCUUCUUCGUUACGGCCACCAUCAUCCAGCUGUUCUGGACAGGCACCCUGUGGGACAUCCUCUGGGUCCUCUGCUGCAUCCAGCUCAUCGGCCUGAUCAAGGCGGCCUAUGCCUGCAUCCUGCGCCGCGACCUGGUCAUGGUGUUCAUGUCCCUCUACUCUGCUCUCUACAUGACCAGCCUGCUGCCCGCCAAGUACUUUGCCAUCAUCACCAUGAACAAGAGCAGCUGGGGCACGUCGGGCCGCCGCAAGAUGGUUGGGAACUACAUCCCCCUGCUGCCUCUGUCGGUGUGGGCGGCCAUCUUGCUGGGCGGGUCCUGCUACACCAUCUACAAGGAGAGCCAGAAGGGCUGGUUCACGCCGGCUAAGGUACUAGAGACCAGGUUUCUGAUCUACGGCUGUGUGGCGUACGUCUCCUACUGGUUCCUCAUGAUCUUCCUCUACUGGGUGUGGUUCCGCAGGCUGUGUAGGAAACGCUCCCAAAGUUAUGACUUAAGCGUAUAG